AUGUUUCCCUAUCCCUACGCUUUUAGUGGGGUGCCUCCGCCGUUUGUGGCUCCAGCUCACCAGCAAACCGCACUGGCACCACAGCCGGUUGUUUACAACAUGCUGCCUCCUGUGAUGCCACCAACUCCACCCGUGGCACCCCCACCAGUUCAGACUGGUCAUCAGGGAGCCUAUAAUCAGCCGAACUUUCCUGGCCCGCUCCCCGGGCGCUGGGGUCCUGACGUUGACCAACAAAGGGGACCCCCAGGCCCCCCAAACCAGUACUACCAGACCCCAGCCCCCAUGGACUUCCGCGAACAGCAACCUUACCCCGAAUGGGGAAGGUAUGAGACGCAUAUGGAAGCCCCACAGCGCCAGUAUCCUCCGCGACAGUUUGGAGACCACCCCACCAGUGGACGCGGUGGCCCAAACCGCGGUUUACGCCCUAACCAGCCCGGUUACCGCCCCCCUAACCGAAAACCGUACGACCAUCCCGGCCAACCAGCAUCACGCAGCGAACGAAGGCCGCCUGGUCCGGCAACAGUCCUGCGGCAAAUCACCAUGCCAUUCUUCCACAACGCUGACGGCUUGGCGGUGCAACUUUGCGUCAGCACCGCCAAGGGCCAGCAGUGCCACACCCCAUCGUGCGCCCAUUCGCACGAGCCAAAGGAGCGCCGCCCCUGUAUGCUGUUUCACAGCAAAACCGGAAAGUGCACGGACGGGGACCGGUGCCUGCUAGGGCACCGAGAGGCGAAGGACACGUGGCUCGUGUCCAAGGCCGUCAAGCGGACCCGCGCCAUCAACACCGAAUAUGCGCCGGCCACUGGAGGCGCAGCCGCGACACAGCUCCACGUGGCUCCUACACCACCCGCACCUGUACACGUGGCACCCGCAGCCGCGGUCGCGGCCGCGGGCGCGGCCGCGCCACCAGCCACUGUACCCGCAGUCGUUCCGCAGCACCCAGGCGAGGCGGCCGCGGCGGCAGUCCCGGCCGUCGAUUUCCAAGAGCUAGCCCGUCGGAACGAGCUGACUGGGGCUAAGGAUGAGGUCGCUCGCCUCACGCAGAUCACCGAAGAACUCAAGAACGAGUUCAAGACCCAAAGUGCGCAGCUUCUCACGCUGCAAGGUCACUUGGGCACGAUGGAAGCUGAGAACAAAACCCUCCGAGAGGAGAAUGAACGUGGCAAGCCCUCUAGCGACUUUACAAAGAAGAAAGAUGUCAUUCGGCUCUUGCACAGUUGUGAGCGCUCAUAG
Molecule: messenger RNA, 1233 nt
Organism: Klebsormidium nitens
Lineage: Eukaryota; Viridiplantae; Streptophyta; Klebsormidiophyceae; Klebsormidiales; Klebsormidiaceae
Source: the annotation of a GenBank genome assembly